Molecule: messenger RNA, 3271 nt
Organism: Doryrhamphus excisus (bluestripe pipefish)
Lineage: Eukaryota; Metazoa; Chordata; Actinopteri; Syngnathiformes; Syngnathidae
Product: gonadotropin subunit beta-2-like
Biological process (GO): G protein-coupled receptor signaling pathway
Cellular component (GO): cytoplasm; extracellular region
Molecular function (GO): hormone activity
Source: RefSeq, a predicted model, not a curated record
CAUUCAGGGAAUUCUGGAAUGCAUAAUCUAGUUGAUCUCUUUUGGACACUUUGCUCCACACCUUUAUUGCAGUUUUUUACUACAUUUUGCCGCUUUUUCCUGACCGCUCCUUAGUAGGAUUAAGAAACCUUCCAUUAGCAAAGCGAUGUUAUGUUUAACAUCCUGAGAAAAGGCUGCCAGUAAAUCCCACUCAGGAUUAUAUGAACCACCACCGUUACAGCCGGAGAACAUGAUCUUUCCAACACGUAUGCACACACGCUCAUCUUCAUCAGCAUCAUCAGCCAAGGGUAACGGAGGUGUGGCAUCCUCAAAAGUGUAUAAAAGUCAGUACUCGACUGCCUGAUUCAUACAACACUCAGGUGAGUACGAUGUCACAUGACUUGUACUUAGACUACAUAAUGUGUGUGUUAUGAGAUUUAUUUGUUAGCAUAAGCUGAGCUUGUUGGCCGUGCAGGUCUGUGGAGUCAUGGCCCCAAAGAUGUUGACCCUGGUUUGGACCAUCACUGCUUUUUGGUGGAUCAACGUUCCAGAAGCAUCAUGCGCCGCCGUAUUCUUUCCAUCUUGUCGCACCGUCCUUCAAAAAGUAUCCUUGGAGAAAGACGGAUGUCAAUCGUGUCACAUCGUCGAGGCGGCCAUUUGUGAGGGUUAUUGUUUCAACAAGGACCCGGUCUACAUGGAUGCUCCUUGGCUCUUUGGCCCCCAGAAAGCGUGCGUGUACGAGGAAGUGCGUUACGAAAAGUUCAAGCUGUCCAACUGUCUUCCGGGAGUAGACCCGUGGAUCAAGUACCCCGUGGCUAUCAGUUGCAAAUGUCAUGGCUACUCUCCUGAAACGACAUACAAUCUCAUGACACCCAACAAACCUGACCAAUGUCUUCAUGAUGACUUUGACCAAGAUGGCUAUAAAGUCAUCCACUAAGACCACGUCACCUUCAAGCGCAAUCAAUUGAUGGCAACUGGACUGUUCAGGUUGUCUUACGACCUCGAUUUCCAAAGUGGGGAGUUUCAUCUCAGUGUUUCAUCUUGAAGAUGUUCCAAGCAAACCUGUCACUGCGGGUGGAGAUUCACCUGAAAAUUAUCAGUCUUUUUCAGUCAAGUAUGCAUUUUGGUAUUUGGGAUACUACAGUAAACCUCGGAUAUAUCGGAUUCAAUUGUUCCCACUGGUUUUGUCCGAUAUAAGCGAAAUCCGUUAUAUGCGUAUACCGGAAAAUGUCCGUUUUACGCAUAUAUCGGAUUUAUAUCCGGUAUAUGCGUAAAUCGGAUUUUAUCCGUUAUAAAAAGGCACUUCCUUGACUAUGUUUCCAAUGUACCUGGACGCGCAGGCAACGCUGCAAAUGACGUCGUAUAGCGGCCUGUCACGAUUCGGCGAAUCGGAGCGCCACGAUGCGGCCAUCCGAUAUAUGCGAGGGAAAUUUCAUGGAAAUGCAUUGGAACGGGACUGGAGAUUUUGUCCGAAAUAGGCGAAAUCCGUUAUAAAAAAUCCGAUAUAUGCAAUGAAUUUUUAUUGGAAAUGCAUUACAGAAAAAUCGGUUCUUUUUUAUCUGUCCGUUGUGAGCGAAUUUCCGAUAUAUCCGAGUCCGAUAUAUCCGAGGUUUACUGUAUUAAGAAGGGCGUAGUGCAGGGGUGUCAAACUCCCUUUGGUCUGCGGGCCGAAUACAGCUUAAUUUGAGAUCAAGCGGGCCGGACCAGUAAACUCAUUGCAAAAUUACAUAGAACUAACAAUAAGCCCACUUUUUUCCUUUGUAUUAGUCACUAAUACUAAUAAUUUGUGCAAAGAAUGAGUAAAUUAUCAAAAUGUUUAUUAACAGAAUUUUCCUUUUACAUUAUGAACAAUAUAUUAUGAACAAGAGAAUAACAUAAGAACAUAAAUAAAGUAUGUGCAAUUUUAACAACACUUUUACACAGUUAAACAUAUAUUUAAGUGUGUUGUACAUAAAACUGAUCACAGAAUUAGUAACAAUGUUCCAAAAACAUUUAUACCAGCCUUGUGGAACUUAAAAACACUGUUUUUCAACAUCUGGAAAGCAAAUUGAACAAAUGAAUAACUUUCACAGCAAUUAUUCGUCUUGCUUGGAAUUUGCCCUUGAAACUUGACAUCGUUUAUCCUGCACAAGUGCAUCAAUAUGAGGCAUCAUGUCCUGAGAAGCAGCCAAUUUCAGAAUCUCAUUCAAAUGCUUAUGUGUGAGCUUUGAGCGCAGCUUUGUUUUAUUAAUGUUCAUUAGUGAGAAAACUUGCUCACAAAGGUAGGUUGUCCCAAACAUGGACAAUGUUUUAGCAGCUAGUGCUGUCAAUGUGGGAUAGCCUGGUAGGAGGUACUUGUAAAAUGUGUCCAAGCUUACAGAGGCAAAUCUGUCCUUCAGUUCUACAUCACACUGCAAAUCAAUGAUUUCAAGUUGCAUGGCAACGGGCAAAUCAGAAGCUUUGACUGUGAAUGGUGAGCGAAAAACUGCAAAAUCUGUUUCGAGUUCGCUAAAAACCUGAAAUCUUUUCUCAAACUCCAUCAACAGCCCUGAAAUCUUCUCUUUGUACCGUUUCACGUCAGAAUUAACGCUUGCUGCGCACAUAUCUUUUAAACAGGGAAAAUGCGCCCCCUGGCGGAUAAUACAAGAACUACAACUUUUAAAUUAAAUUCAUAUUUUUUUUAUACAAUGCAGCUUUCUUCCCCGGGCCGUACCAAACCACCAGACGGGCCGGAUCCGGCCCGCGGGCCGUAUGUUUGACACCCCUGGCGUAGUGGUUCCUUAAGAGUUGGGACACCAUGGAAAGAUUCCGGUCAGAUAAUGGACACUUUAUACUCAACAGGCAGGAUCAAAGCUAGCAAACUGCUGUCAGUGCCGAGCUAGCUUUUUCUAAGAAUGGUGCAUUCAGGAGCAUCACAUAACUUCCCGGGCACAAGUUGCAGCUGCAUUCACAGACACGCAUGGAGCACGUUAUUCAUAAUAACAAUUAGAUGCUCUACUUAUAACAGAUAUCGAUGUUGAAUAGACUUUCGCACAGAUGCUACUUGUUAAAUGGGGGGUACAUGGCUUCAGGUCAAAGGUCUGAUAGGGUAGGCCGCUGGAAAAAGUUUGGGAACUACUGAGACGACUAUCUCAGACGGGGGCUGUCCUAUUAGCCAAUAGACCCAAUGAGGUCUUGUAAGACAACAUAAACAGUCCGCUAGCAAUCCGUUCAAUGCCGUACGAAUAGAAUAGAAUGACCGACAUGCAUGACAAUAUUCACAGACACUUUAAGCAGCAUAACAAAAAUCCAUUAAAAAUGUUUUCUGCAAGUU